Diprion similis is the source of this 3420-nucleotide messenger RNA. Its product is annotated as integrin alpha-9-like. Gene Ontology annotation, molecular function: integrin binding. The transcript has 21 exons. Bases 16 to 3171 code for a protein of 1051 amino acids. Gene Ontology annotation, cellular component: external side of plasma membrane; integrin complex. Lineage: Eukaryota; Metazoa; Arthropoda; Insecta; Hymenoptera; Diprionidae. Gene Ontology annotation, biological process: cell-cell adhesion; integrin-mediated signaling pathway; cell-matrix adhesion. The record is from RefSeq and is a predicted model, not a curated record.
UUUCCUUAGUGUAUAAUGUUAGUUUCUCUGACUCUCAUCCUCGCCCUAUCGCCGCUCCUUGCUUUCUCCUACAACGUAGACACGAGUCACCCCAUUGUCUACAAAGAUCAGGAAUCUGGGGGAAAUGGAUAUUUCGGAUACACCGUCACCCUCCGAUCGGGCCAAAACUCUGCUGCCUCGGCAAGCAUCUUCAUUGGUGCGCCCGAAUACAUGAAGGGCGAGGGUGCCUUGUAUCGGUGCUCGAUAAAUGACGACAAAACACCGAGCGGCACGUGCCGAAGAUUGAACAUCGACCAGGCCUCCGUUUCAGGAGAGAUUCGUGUGCGGAAUCUUCCUUCUCUGAAAAUCGUACAAGUUGGGACCGUCGGGUGGCUUGGAGCAAGUCUUGCGACUCGAGAUUACUCGGACUUGACGGUCUGCGCUCCGCGUUCGUUAUUCAAAUACGUCGCAGAUGACGGCGAUGAAAGCUUUACACAAGGGUUAGUGGACGAUAUGCGUGGAAUCUGCUACACGCUGCCCGAAGCCAUCGGCGACACCCUUUACCGCGAUAACUCCGUGUUACCGCCUGAUGAACACUUGUUACAAAGCAUCAAUCUCAAUGCCCUUCACGGAUUCUCCAUCAACUAUGCUGCGAAAAAGGUCUCGAACACAGUCGAGCUAAUCAUAGGAAGGCCAAGGUUGAACAAGGUAGAAAUUCAUCACGAAAAUAAAACGGAGGUCAGAGUAUAUCCUGGUCUCGGUCCUGGCAAUUUAGAUCGUAUAUUAGCGAAAGCCGCAGAAGGUGCCAAUCUUGGCUACUCGGUCACCUCGGGAUACUUUUUCCGUCCUCAAGAGUUGGUCUUUGCCGCUGGAACGCCGGCGUGGAAUUUUACGGGCCAAGUCGUAGUUUACUUGCCGGGUACUGUGUGGGAAACAAAAAUCGACGGUUCCGUGCUUGGCGAGUACUUUGGCGCGAGUUUGGCGACGGGGGACUUUGACAACGACGGUCUGGACGACAUUGCCGUAGGCGCACCGCACUGGGGUGAAGUAGACUACGGUCGAGUCUACACAUUUUACGGGAACAAUAAGGGCGUUUUCAGGGAAGGUCUGAUGCUCCAGGGUACAUCAGAAUACGGACAGUUCGGUUACACCUUGGCCGCCAGUGAUCUGGACGGCGACGGUUACGCAGAUUUGGUGGUGGGCGCUCCGUGGGAGGCGUCCGGUGCCGUCUACGUCUUUUACGGCCAGCGUGAGUUCGGCACCAAAGAAGGAUGUACCCCGAUAAAACAACGAAUCUCGCCCUCGGAGUUUAAGAGCUCUGUAACCAUCCAGCGUUUUGGAUUCUCGCUCGCGCUUCCUGUCGACGUCGAUAACAAUGGGUAUCCCGAUUUGGCAGUUGGUGCGUACAAAUCUGGACACGCGAUUCUAUUGCGGAGUAAACCUGUCGUAAAGCUGACGCCUCGACUUGUCUCCUACUCACCUAUAUUGGACAGAUCCGCUCGUAGUUUUGUCAUCGGCGUCUGUGCCGAGUAUCAUGGAAAGGGAGCACCCGAAUCUCAAGUGCUCAGUAUCGAGAUCGCAGUGGAUGAAGAAUAUACGCGCAUUGAAAACGACGAAUCUAUGAAGCUUUUUACAACCCCGUUCUCGCCAGAUGAAAUAUCAACAUGCGUCAACAGAACGCUUUAUCUCGUGAGGGGAUUUAAAAAUUUUCUCGAACCAAUCGUCAUUCGUGGAAGGUUCAGCAUCAGCAACAAAAGUAGACAGGGGGAUAAAUUCUGCUCACAUUGUCCUGUUCUGAAUAAGGGCCAUAUGCUGGGGGAAGCAGAAUUAUUUGUACCUUUCAAUACCGGAUGUAAAGACGGCAAAGUGUGCAACUCAAAUUUAUCAAUCAGCUGGAUGGCUACAGGUGUCAGCAACAAUGAUCAAUGGGUUGUAGGAUCGGGCGACGUAAAUAUUGAUAUCCGAGUAACGAAUAACGGAGAGCCGGCGUUUCAAACGGAGAUCAUGAUCAAAAUGCCACCAGGAGUUCGCCUUCGAAAAGCGAUACCGUCCUGCGUGGAGACUAAAGAGGGAAAUUCCGUAGUUCUGGAAUGCGACGUCGGCAACCCUCUCUUCAAAGGGGAACCGAAAUCAUUAGCCGUCGAUCUUGAUAUGGGAGGAAUCGCAAGCUCUGCCGGAUCGACGAUUUUGCGUUUCACCGUUACUACGAAAACAUGGAGCGUUGAUCGCGGGGAGAAGAAAAGUGUUUUCUGUUUGCGACUCGAAAAUAGAGCUCACAUAACGCUGACAGGGGUGGCAAACGAACAAAACCACGAAUACGGAAAGACAGGGAAUAAUACGAAGCUGUCUAUUCGGCACACUUACCAACUUACCAAAAAGGGACCAUCGUCACUACCGAAAGUACACUUUGCGGUCGACGUGCCCGUCGCCAUUACCGACAAAAACGUUUCCAUUGUUCACAUUUAUCUUCCAGAGCUGGAUAGUUCUGGAAACAUGCACGAGUGCUCGAUCGUCGACACUGUAGAAUAUAGGAAAUCCAUUCUGCCAAAAUUGCUCAAUCCUCUGCAGCCGAUGAAGAGCCGCGGAAUUCCUGAGCUGAACUCUGAGGAAAAGAAGGAAGAGCAAGAAGUCGAUGCAACAGAUGAAGAAAUAUACUCCGGGGAGAAGAAAAAUGAAAUGUUCCAGGAGAGAAAGACGAGCAUUGACGGUCAAGGCACCGAUCGAACGAUUUAUGUGAAUUGUUCAACGGCGGGCAUAACGUGCCGCACAGUAAUGUGUGAUUUUAACAUAUCAAAAACGUCUGGAGACGUAGGAAAUUCGAUCCUGGAUAUGAUCUUUGACGUACAGCCAUUGUUCACACCCGACGAAAAAUCUUUCACCGUAAACUUUAGCACCGACGCGCGAGCACUGAUCAUUGAGCCGAUAUUAUUGGACACGAUGAAUGGUUCGCGCUUCGUAACGGCUAAAGCAUCGACGAUGCUCUACAACGUGCCGGAGGCUCAAGAAUUGUCAGGUUGGGUUUUACCAGUUUCGAUCGGCUUUGGUCUUCUGCUACUGGUAUUUCUGAUCAUCAUUUUAUUGAAAGUUGGUUUCUUCAACAGACCAAACAAGACGCGAACUGCGAAGACAAAAGAGAUGAGAUUGAAGUUGAACGGGGACGACGGUUAUAGUGAACUUGAUCUGUACGGUUAAGCGACUACAACGUACGGAGAUUCUCAGGUAAAAUGAAGAACCGUAUAAUGCACGACCGUUGUGGGCUGCAAAGGUAAAAAGGCUCUGUACUUGCCAUUUCACACUGCAGACUGGAAUUUGCAACUUGUGAUUUAAAUAAUUAAGUUCAUAUAUAUCUACAAUAUUUGUUCACCAGUUCAUCACGCACACGUCUACAUCCCUGAACUGAGGCUUCGUUAGGUAUCACAUAUUCGUAUAUACAUACACACA